Messenger RNA from Dentiscutata heterogama, 699 nucleotides. The record is from the annotation of a GenBank genome assembly. NCBI's taxonomy places the organism in Eukaryota, Fungi, Glomeromycota, Glomeromycetes, Diversisporales, Gigasporaceae.
UUCAAACUUUUACAAAUUCAACUAAAAAUUCAAGAAAGCACCUACGAGACAAUGACGAAAGUAAUGUUAAUAAUAAUUCUCGUGAUAUUACACAACAGAACUCUCGUUCUACCUCAUCAGUUACUGAACAUUCCUCAAAGAGAUUACGAACUGACAACAAUUUAAACGUCAAUGGUGAAUACAUCGAAUCAUCUUUGGUUUUAGUUCAAAGUGAUGAAAUUGUUCUAACCGAAAAUGACUUCGAUCCUACAUGGCUUGAAUCUGUAGCAGCAGAAUUGCGUGAAGAACGUGCUGCUAAACAGUCUUGCGUUUCGAUUACAGUAAAUAACGAUGUUAAUAAUAACACUGCGGAAGACAAUAUUUCACGUGUAGAUACUCCAUUGACUGUAACAGACGAGGACGUGGAAGAAAAUGAUGCCACCGCGAACGAAAAUAUAUUACAGAACCAUGCCUCUAAUAAUACACAAUCUUCUUCGUCAAUUGCACAUUUAGAUUUGGAAAAUGCGUCUCAAUUUACUACUACACAACUUACAGACAUGCUUCAGAACCACUUAUUGGCUCGAGGUCAACUUAUCACUGAAUUGACCAAAGAGCGCGAUCAAGCGCUUAAAGAUCUGGAUGAAGCUCGAAAGCAAGUUUUGAUGGUACAGGAAGAGAUGAAGCGUAUGCGUCAUGAGAUCGAUGUAGUGCGAGCUGAAA